This is a messenger RNA of Prunus persica (peach), 1396 nucleotides long. RefSeq names its product thiol-disulfide oxidoreductase LTO1. The transcript is spliced from 6 exons. The record is from RefSeq and is a predicted model, not a curated record. Gene Ontology annotation, molecular function: oxidoreductase activity. The coding region runs from base 50 to 1156 and encodes 368 amino acids. NCBI's taxonomy places the organism in Eukaryota, Viridiplantae, Streptophyta, Magnoliopsida, Rosales, Rosaceae.
UAAUCCCCGCGAGUCACAGUUGAUUUUCAGGUGGAAUGUGAGAGUGGAAAUGGCUACCUUGGCGUUCGCGAGCCUAACAUCUCCUCCAUUCUGGUCGGCGCGAAGGUCUCUGCCCAUCCAUGGAAGAUUCGCUUUUCUCCAUAAAACGCUGGGUUGGGGUCGGAGAUCUCUGCUGCUUCCCAUAACAUGUUCUUCUUCCGAAUCCGAGCCGAACCAAAACGCCGACUCCGAUGCCAAAACGGCGCCGUUGUCUUCGAGUAGCUUAACCGACAAACUAUAUGUAGGGCUCGGAGGCGUUGGGUUUCUAGAAACGACGUACUUGACGUAUCUCAAGCUAACGAAUUCCGAUGCCUUUUGCCCAAUCGGCGGUGGUAGCUGCGGCGACAUCCUCAGCAGCGAUUACGCAGUCGUUUUUGGUGUUCCUCUUCCAUUGUUUGGGAUGGUUGCAUAUGGGUUAGUUGCUACUCUUGGUGUGCAGCUAUUGACUGCAAAGAAGUUGCCUUUUGGGAUUGGUGAAUCUAAUGCUCGCCUGGUUUUACUUGGGACUACAACUUCCAUGGCAGCUGCUAGCGCUUGUUUUUUGUACAUUCUUAGCACUAAAUUUUCAGGAGCUUCUUGCUCGUAUUGUUUGUUAUCAGCUUUGCUCUCUUUCACCUUAUUUUUCAUCACUUUAAAGGAUUUAGGGUUGGAAAAAGUACAGAAAGAGGUGGGCUUGCUGCUGUGUAUAGCUAGCUUGGUGUUUGUGACUCUCAACAGGUCAUAUAGUGCUUAUCCGCCUGUCUCCUCAAGCCCGUCGGAAAUUGAUCUUCCAUAUUUUACAACUGAGAUAACAACACCGUCAAGUCCUUUUGCUAUAGCUCUUGCAAAGCAUCUGAAAGCUAUAGGUGCUAAAAUGUAUGGGGCUUUCUGGUGUUCGCAUUGUGUAGAACAAAAACAGAUGUUUGGACGUGAGGCAGCAAAGCUGCUGAACUAUGUUGAGUGCUUCCCUGGUGGAUUUAGGAAGGGAACUAUAAUGGAAAAGGCAUGUAUUGAUGUUGGAAUUGAAGGUUUUCCUACAUGGGUGAUCAACGGGCAGGUUUUGAGUGGAGAAAAAGAUUUUACAGAGCUCGCACAGGAAUCUGGGUUUGAGUUGAAUGAAUCCAGUCCUCCCCCAUAGAUUAAGCCAUUGUGUUUAGUAUGCCAUCACACGUAAAGAUCAUAGAAAACUUCUUGUAUUAUUACAUAGCCGAUCAUUGAUUGCGACGACUGGGAGGCACCUUGGGGUGUUCAUUAUCUUGUACAACUCUUGCCUGUAACUGUAAGCAUUUGUUACAUUUCACUGGAAUGAAGAAACUAGUUAGAUGUGUAGAUUGGAAACUUAUUAUUGAUUUACGAGAUUUAAGAGUCCUUUGUAAUA